AUGAGAAGAAUCGGCUUAGAAAUGCAUUUUUUCUUCACCAAAAAUAAUUUUUGUGAGCCAAAAGCCAUCUUGGUGAAUCAAAAGGCCAUUCUUCAAGCUGAUUCUUCCCAAUCAACAUUUUUUAAUUCCUUUUUAUGGUGAGAUCAAAGGCUGCAUGUAAAAUUUUUAAAAAAAAAAAAAAUUUAUAUUGAACUCAAUAAUUUUAUUUUAUAA
Blepharisma stoltei is the source of this 213-nucleotide messenger RNA. The record is from the annotation of a GenBank genome assembly. Lineage: Eukaryota; Ciliophora; Heterotrichea; Heterotrichida; Blepharismidae.